Molecule: messenger RNA, 2447 nt
Organism: Drosophila albomicans
Lineage: Eukaryota; Metazoa; Arthropoda; Insecta; Diptera; Drosophilidae
Gene: Csgalnact
Product: chondroitin sulfate N-acetylgalactosaminyltransferase 1
Exons: 5
Coding region: 121-1782 (553 amino acids)
Cellular component (GO): Golgi cisterna membrane
Molecular function (GO): glucuronosyl-N-acetylgalactosaminyl-proteoglycan 4-beta-N-acetylgalactosaminyltransferase activity
Source: RefSeq, a predicted model, not a curated record
GUGUAAAUAAUAAUAAUAACAGUUGAGAUGUUUUGUUUUGGUUUUCAAUAGUUUUUCUACAAAAAAGAUGUUCGCGUUUCUUUGUGGCAAACCACAUGAACAACAAACGUAGUAUGGAAAAUGCAUAACUCGCUGGCCUCGAGGUUGCUAGUGCGACUCUUGUUGCUGUUCGCACUAGUGACUGUGAUAUCGAUCGCGAUACUCACAAAAUGGGGCUUUGACGAGCUGACUGCCCAAACCGACAAGGAUUCCCACGUUAAUCCCAGCGAGGCAAAUGGCUACAAUUAUGCAUUGAAUGCUAAAGAUGCACAAAUCCAGCGUCUGAAGCAAGAAGUGCUCACGCUACGUACACAAAUACUGCUGCUACAGAACAAUCACAGCGGCAACAAUGGAUUGCCCGGCAGAUUGCCGCCGCCUCCGCUGCCAUUGCAAGCAGCUGUCUCCUCCUCGAUCUCCAGCAACAGCAGCGUGCCUGGCACUCUGUUGCACCCACAACAGACACCCGAGACGACAGCUGCGACGAUGACGCAUCAUUACGAUUGCAGCAGCUACAUUCGCAAGCAAGUUGGCGCAGCUGAAAUUCUUCAUGGAUUGCCACUGAACAACGAAUACGAGAUGAUGCCCUUCAAUCACUUCACCUUCACACGCGUGUAUCCCAUCGAUCUGGGCCUGGGAAAGCGUGUGGUUGAGAAGCCCAUCGGCUAUCGUCGUCGUGAUCUCCUCGAGGCUGUGAACAAGGCGCUCGACAGUCUCAAUCGCAAUCACACGGCUCGGGCCAAAGCCAAAGGUGGCCAGGCGCUCAAUGAGGUGGCCAAGUACACGCUGGACGACUUUGUGGAGGGCAUCUAUCGCACCGAACCAACCACGGGCAGCCAGUAUGAACUCUACUUCCAGAGCAUCAAGCAUCAGACGCAUGUGGUGCGCAAAGCUUUGAUCAUGCGUCCUUUUGCUCCACUGCAGACGGUUCAGCUGUCGGAGGUGGCGCCCAGUGCCGUCAUCCAUGUGAUAGUUCCACUCGCAGGUCGCCUACGCAGCUUUCGCAGCUUUAUGCAGAUGUUUGGCCAGCUGAAGGAUCGUCGGCUGCAGCUCCUAAUCGUUUACUUCGGCGAGAGUGGUCUGAAGGAGGCGCAAUCCAUUGCUGGGAACUUGGAGCGUGUUCAGCUCUUGGCUCUCAACGAAACCUUCAGCAGAGCCAAGGCUUUGCGUGUGGGCGCCGAACACAUUGAGACGGGCAAAGCGUCGCAGGAUGCGCUGCUCUUCAUGUGCGACGUGGACAUUGUGUUCACGGCCAAGUUUCUGGAGCGUUGUCGUUGGAAUGCUGCCGCUGGCAAGAAGGUUUAUUAUCCGGUUGUGUUUAGUCUCUACAAUCCGCACGUGGUGUACACACUGCAGGGCAAACCGCUUCCGAGUGAGGAGGAGCAGUUGAUCAUCUCGAGGGACACGGGAUUCUGGCGAGACUUUGGCUACGGGAUGACCUGUCAGUAUCGAUCUGACUUUCUGCAGAUACGUGGCUUCGAUGAGGAAAUUGUAGGCUGGGGCGGCGAGGAUGUGAUGCUAUAUCGCAAAUAUGUGCGAUCGAAAAUCAAAAUAAUUCGUGCCACGGAUCCGGGCAUCUUCCAUCGCUGGCACACAAAGAUCUGCACCAGCUCCUUAAGUGCGGAUCAGUAUCGUGCCUGCAUCAGAUCGCGUGCUCUUAACGAAGCCUCUCACGCCCAGUUGGGUUUCCUGGCAUUUCAGGACGAGAUUGCAGCAGCAAGUGCGAUGUCUGUGACCCAUUCGUGAUACUGCUGGAUUGUAGUCGUAUCUGUAAUUGGCCUUCUGCUUUCCGAUAACACUCAGCCACAAUGUGACAAUAAGUAACUUGUAUUUAGCCAAUCGUUGUUGACUCUGUUUUUUGUGCCGCGCCUAGAUACUCGUACUUAAACACUCCUAACUUAUGACAAAUUGUUCUUCCAUGAAGCAAACUAGAUGCAAUCUUCAAACACACAAUACAAAAUACAGAAUACAAUAAAUGUAAACACGAAUACAAAACCAAAAAAAAAAAUUGUAGCAAUGUAUAUCAUAUACCAUACUAUAUAGUGAAAUUACAUUAAAAUUACGACUUACUACUUUGUGUUUUUGCUCCGCAUUAGAUAAACAAAAUUAAAUCGUUUAAUUAAACUUGUCGCCAUUUGGUUUGGUUAUGGUUUUGGAUGUGUAGUCUUGGAUGCCAACGACCUCCAAUUGCGAGAGAGUUCACCGAGCAUGCAGACCAACGAAGAUGCCACAGGAGUCGCCUCGCUCCCCCCCUCCCCGCUGUUCAACUCUACCGUAAAGUUCACAUGUUCACAUGUGGCAUUCAUGCCCUUCGUCUUGGGGCAUUUGGACUACAACAUGUUGUUUGUGGGGCACUUAGAUAGCUCAAUUUUAUUAGCAUAUGUUGCAUAGAUAACACAAGCAGACUAUCA